Messenger RNA from Durio zibethinus, 564 nucleotides. The record is from RefSeq and is a predicted model, not a curated record. Lineage: Eukaryota; Viridiplantae; Streptophyta; Magnoliopsida; Malvales; Malvaceae.
CCCAAAUGCCCAAUCCGUUAACAGGAAGGACAAAAAAAACCCAAAAUCCCUUUGUCCCCUUCUUCAAUAAUGUCGAUAACUUACCGCCUCCAAUCUCUCAAGCUUUCAUCCCCGUUUCUCUGUGGCUCAACUUCCCUCUCUCUUCUCUCAAAACCCAACUCUUCUCUCUCUCAACGACCCUUCAAAACCCCGGCUUUUCUCCCUCCAAUCAGGGCAAUGAAAUCCAUGCAAGGCAAGGUGGUUUGUGCUACAAAUGACAAGACGGUGUCCGUGGAAGUGGUGCGCUUAGCCCCGCAUCCUAAGUACAAAAGGCGUGUCAGGAAGAAGAAGAAGUUCCAGGUUCAUGACCCUGAUAACCAAUUCAAAGUUGGUGACUUUGUGCAGCUUGAAAAGAGCAGGCCUAUUAGCAAGACCAAGUCUUUCCUUGCUGUGCCUAUUCCAAGUAAGAAUGGGAAGCAUAAGAAGGAGGAGACAGGGGAGCUUGGGAUUCCAUUGGAGUCUAAACAGCCUCAAGAGGAGCCCUUGGGGUGAGUCCCUUUCUAUUUUGGUAAAUUUGUAAUAUUU